Molecule: messenger RNA, 1353 nt
Organism: Olea europaea var. sylvestris
Lineage: Eukaryota; Viridiplantae; Streptophyta; Magnoliopsida; Lamiales; Oleaceae
Product: putative disease resistance protein RGA3
Exons: 4
Coding region: 1-1353 (450 amino acids)
Biological process (GO): defense response to other organism
Molecular function (GO): ADP binding
Source: RefSeq, a predicted model, not a curated record
AUGAUGAUUUUCAAAAGGAUCCUGGAAUUAUUGGGCAAAGAUUUUGGUGGUAGCACAGAAGCUCUUGUUCAAAAGAUAGCAGAGGAACUAAAAGACAAAAGAUACCUGAUUGUUCUUGAUGAUUUAUGGAAUGAAGAAGAUGACGUUUGGAAUGCUUUCAAAAAUACGAUGAUGGGACCUAGUUCCAAUAAAGGAAAACUCAUUAUCGUCACCACGCGUAAGGAAAAUGUGGUAUCUAUUGUGAACACUUGUGAUCAUCCAUCUCGCUCCAGGUCAUUGACAGAAGGUGAUUGCUGGUCCAUAAUCAGAACACUGGCAUUUCAAGAUAAAGAAGUACCCGAGCAAUUUGAGAUUACUGGGCUGGAGAUUGCUCGCAAAUGUAGAAGUUUAGCUCUAGCAGCAAAUGUGAUUGGAAGAGGUAAACUUCUAUUCUACAAUCUGGGCUUUCAAAUCUUGAAGAGGGUCAGAAGGGAUUCGAUCAUGGAUAGAGAAGACUUAAUCCAGCUCUGGAUGUCGGAAGGACUUCUUUCAAACAAUCAAGAAAGUGAGAUGGAGACCACAGAGCCCAAAAAGGACAAGUAUGGCAAUAUCAUAAGCUGCAAGAUGCACGAUCUUGUCCAUGAUCUUGCAUGUUUAGUUUCGAAAUCAGAAAGUUUCAUGAAUACGGAGGUUCGCACUGUUGAUGACAUUCUUCAAGUUAGACACCUUGCAAUAGAAUCAAUUGGAGAGGAAAUAGUCAAGGACAUAAAAGAGAGAGCAAGUUAUCUCCGUACCUUAAUUUUGCCAACAUCAGUUGGCACACUGAAACAUUUGAGAUAUCUUGAUGUGUCCGACAAUAAUGAUCUCACUACUCUAUCAGAAUCUAUCUGCAAGCUCUACAAUUUGCAAACUUUGAGGAUUCUACGGCGCUACAGUUCUUAUAAGCUUCAAAGGCUUCCUAGAGAUCUGCAAUUCUUGACUCGUUUAAAGCAUCUCUAUACUCAAUAUGUUACCAAUGAUUUCGAGAUGCCACCUAAAAUCGGAAGUUUAUCUUGCCUUCAAACGUUACCAUUAUUUUGUGUGAGUGACAAGGAAGGUUGUCGAAUCGAUGAGCUGGGAAAGUUGAAGAAAUUAAAAGGCAAACUACAAAUACGGAAUUUGGAAUUGGUGAGUUGCAAAACAGAAGCGGAGCAUGCAGAUAUGGCUGUAAAGCUAAACAUUUAUCAGUUUUACUUUUAUUGGACUAGGUACAGGUAUUUCAAUGAUGAGAGUGAGUCAAUGUAUUCCACAGAAAGUAACAUCAAUGAAGAGAGUGUACUUGAAGGGCUGCAACCUCAUGAAAAGCUAAAAUGCCUAACAAUUGAUGGAUUCUGA